AUGGGUAAAUCUUUAUAUUUAUUUAUACUUGCAGUUGUUCUUGUUGUUGUGAUUACUAGUAACACGCAUGUUGUUGUUGUUGAAUCAGCACCAAUAUCAUGUCAAAGAGACUCAUUACUCACAGGACAACAGAAUCAAGAUGUAGAUUGGUGGUUAAUCAUCAAGUUGUCAAUGGGUGAUUUAUACCUCUACUAUGAUUCUGAUAUGCAUGAACAUCAAUUUAUGCAAGGUAAAUUCCUAAGAUCAAGGUAUAGUGCAUUUGGACAAGCAUUAAAAACCAUUGAAGAUGAUGCAAUUGAUUAUAUUGGUUUUAAUAAUGAUUUUGGACAUCAGAGUCAAGUAAAGAAUAAUCCAUUUGGUGAAUAUAAUCAUGAAAAGGGUAUGAUUGCUUGGGACCUUGAGCAAGCUAUUUACAUUCAACAUUCUAUUCCAAAGUUUCCAAAUGGUGGUGGCUACUUUAAACAAAACAAGGUUGAUAAAUUUUUCACUAUCGAUACUCAACCAGACUAUCCAGACGAUGAAGAUAGUUUGGAGUUUCUAAGAUUCAGUUUACUUGGAUGGCCACGGGCCAUUGAUGGAGGUGGUUAUUAUACAAUGUUUCCAUCAAAUAUAAUGGGUAGUCGAACAUGUACCAGUACCGGCCCGGGUACAAUCUAUCAAUCAAAACUACCCAAGAUUGGUAAAAUGUUACAGAAUUUUGGGUUCCCCGAUAGUGUAUCAAAACCUCAACCACAAGAUACUGCCAAUGUAUUAAAAUCAGCUUCAUAUGCACAACAUAUAUUUUGUAUGUCUUUGGAUGCUCAAAAUUAUAUAAUGCCAAACAAAUGGAAUGAUAUGCCAAAGGAUAUGAUGUUUGUAACAAAGACUGGUAUUCCACAACCUUAUUUUUCAUAUAAAUUACUGAAAGAUGUACAAAGAGAUGGUGUUUAUAAAAAGGUGAUGAAUCAUAGAGGUGAUGCUACAAAGAAGAUUUAUGCUUUGGCCAAAUACCAAGGUACAAAAAAGAAUCUUUGGGCUGAUAGUCUGUUUAUGGCUGAUGAAUCUUGUGAUCCAGGUAAUGAUGAUUUAGAGGUCAAUCAACCAUGUAUUCCAACUUGGGUAGAAGAUAUUCCUCCAUUAACAUUGACUGCAUACAACCUUGGAAAGGCAUUUGAUCCAGCUAGAUUCAAAUUCCCAAAAUUUACAACUACAUUUGUUCAAGGUCAAUCAUCACAAUUAUUCGCUUGGGGUGCUGGAUAUGGAGAAGAAGCAGAUCACAGCAAGAUUGGUAUUUUGGAAGAUGAGAAUCAUCCAAAUUAUAAAAUAUGGAAUGUUUGUUUUAGUGGUUCAAAUUUACAACAAACAAAGGGUUCAGUAUUGAUAUGUUUAAAAAAAGAUUCAUUAGUUGAAGCAUUUAAAAAUCUUCAGGUCAAUGCACCAGAUGCUCAAAGGUCACUUGUAACAGGUGAUAUUUGGGGAGAGAGGAUAACUGGGCAAGUUCAAAAUUGGUUAGCUAAAAGAUCAUGGGAUCCAGAGGGAGACUUUGCAAAAUAUUUCCAGGAUCAUAGUGCAGAGUUGGUAUGUAAAGCCAUUAAAAAUCCACUGGUGAAAGAUCCAGAUUCAUUCGAACCUAAAAUGUUUGCAAGUCAACCAUUGAACGUACAAAUACUAUAUACAACUAUUAUCGAACACUAUCUAUUUACAAGACUAAAGAAUCCAACAAAUACACCACUCACAACAUUGGAGGCAUUCUUGACUGAAUUGGGUCUGGUCAAACCAGAAAUGCCUGUUCCAGUUCCUCUACAAACACGUAAACAACCACCAAUACCAAUUAUACAUCGUGCAAAUGCAAAUGCAGCUAUUGUAAACAACAACAAACCAGCAGCAGUUAAAAGAUUGGCAUCACAAACAACAAAUAAUCGAAAAGUAGAAGAAGAAGGACCACCAAAAAAGAGAUUCAAAACUGAAGAGAAAAGAGCAGUUAUAGAAGGUAUCAUGGAUGAGAUGGACGAUUUCACAGAGGGGAUCAAAUCAAUACAGAAAAUGGUUGAUUUUGGUUUAGAACAAGCUGAUGAUGAUGAUCCUGAUUUAAUCUGGAUCAAACCAUACUUUGUAGAAAAGAAUUUACAAAUCCAAAAAUUGUGUGAUGCAUUUUAUCAAGCCAAGAAAUUACAAUUGGAAGAAUUGGCAUCAAAAACUAAUCUUUAUGAUUGUGAUGAUGAUGUUGAAAUACCAAUUGAAACUGAUACAACUCCCGAUGAUGGACAAGACCCACCCAAACCACAAGACACAAUAAUGGUAGAGGAAAAGAGUGAUCCUAUCAUUCAACUAGUUGGUCCAACUUCAAAAAAGGAUAUUAACGAUAGAUGUAAUCAAUCUAAAUAA
This is a messenger RNA of Cavenderia fasciculata, 2364 nucleotides long. RefSeq lists its product as uncharacterized. The record is from RefSeq and is a predicted model, not a curated record. The transcript is spliced from 4 exons. The coding region runs from base 1 to 2364 and encodes 787 amino acids. Gene Ontology annotation, molecular function: deoxyribonuclease II activity. Lineage: Eukaryota; Evosea; Eumycetozoa; Acytosteliales; Cavenderiaceae. Gene Ontology annotation, biological process: apoptotic DNA fragmentation.